Saimiri boliviensis boliviensis (Bolivian squirrel monkey) is the source of this 2378-nucleotide messenger RNA. It is a transcript of the gene ENO1, whose product is annotated as enolase 1. Gene Ontology annotation, cellular component: phosphopyruvate hydratase complex. Gene Ontology annotation, molecular function: phosphopyruvate hydratase activity; magnesium ion binding. Gene Ontology annotation, biological process: glycolytic process. The record is from RefSeq and is a predicted model, not a curated record. Lineage: Eukaryota; Metazoa; Chordata; Mammalia; Primates; Cebidae.
AGCGCACGUGGCCCCCGACACGCAGCGCUGCGGCAUGGCCGGCGCCCCAACCCGAGUGAGGCCGAGGCGCUCAGCUACUCAACGUCUCGACGCCAGCGGGGUCUCCCGGAUUGCGGCGCGGGGUAGGAGGGCCGGGGCCGGCGCGGGCCGCCAAAGUCGUCAGCAAGGUUGAGGGCCAGACCGGCGGCCCCGGAGCGACGCUGAGUGCGUGCGGGACUCGGAGUACGUGACAGAGUCCGGAGCCCUCAUGCCCGCCGCGCCGUCCCGGGCCCUCCCCCAGGGCCCCGGCUCCGCACACCCCAUUUCAGCUCAAGGGUCCCAUCUGGGGUCAGAGUUUCGCCGGCACCACGACAGGGCCUCUAGGGAGUCUGGGUCCCCCAGAUCCGCCCGCCUCACGUCACCGGAUCGUCGCCCCCCUUUCCCUGCCGCUGCCACCGUCGCAACGGCACGCCCCUUUCAGGGAGGUGAGGGCCCGAGUGACGGCUCUCGUGACCAGUGGCGGGGCGGUGCUGAGGGGGCGUGCCAGGGAGGCGGGAAGUGGGUGGGGCCUCCCUUAGCUGGGCAGGAAGUCGGCGCGGGCGGCGCGGACAGAAGCUGUGAGGACCCUGAAGCGCGCAGACCUCUCCGGCUUAACGCUCAUCUCGGUGUCUGCAGCCCUCUCCGCUUCUCCCCCAGGCGACGAGACCCGGCGGUUAGAAAUCCACCAUGUCUAUUCUCAAGAUCCAUGCCAGGGAGAUCUUUGACUCUCGUGGGAAUCCCACUGUUGAGGUUGAUCUCUUCACCGCAAAAGGUCUCUUCAGAGCUGCUGUGCCCAGUGGUGCUUCAACUGGUAUCUAUGAGGCCCUAGAGCUCCGGGACAAUGAUAAGACUCGCUAUAUGGGGAAGGGUGUCUCAAAGGCUGUUGAGCACAUCAAUAAAACUAUUGCGCCUGCCCUGGUUAGCAAGAAACUGAAUGUCACAGAACAAGAGAAGAUUGACAAACUGAUGAUUGAGAUGGAUGGAACAGAAAAUAAAUCUAAGUUCGGUGCGAAUGCCAUUCUGGGGGUGUCCCUCGCCGUCUGCAAAGCCGGUGCUGUUGAGAAGGGGGUCCCUCUGUACCGCCACAUUGCCGACUUGGCUGGCAACUCCGAAGUCAUCCUACCAGUGCCGGCGUUCAACGUCAUCAAUGGUGGUUCCCAUGCUGGUAACAAGCUGGCCAUGCAGGAGUUCAUGAUCCUCCCAGUGGGUGCCGCAAACUUCAGGGAAGCCAUGCGCAUUGGAGCGGAGGUUUACCACAACCUGAAGAAUGUCAUCAAGGAGAAAUAUGGGAAAGAUGCCACCAAUGUGGGCGAUGAAGGCGGGUUUGCUCCCAACAUCCUGGAGAAUAAAGAAGGCCUGGAGCUGCUGAAGACUGCAAUUGGGAAAGCUGGCUACACCGAUAAGGUGGUCAUCGGCAUGGAUGUGGCGGCCUCCGAGUUCUACAGGUCUGGGAAGUAUGACCUGGACUUUAAGUCUCCUGAUGACCCCAGCAGGUACAUCUCACCUGACCAGCUGGCCGACCUGUACAAGUCUUUCAUCAAGGACUACCCAGUGGUGUCUAUCGAAGAUCCCUUUGACCAGGAUGACUGGGGAGCAUGGCAGAAGUUCACAGCCGGUGUAGGAAUCCAGGUGGUGGGGGAUGAUCUCACAGUGACCAACCCGAAGAGGAUUGCCAAGGCUGCAAAUGAGAAGUCCUGCAACUGCCUCCUGCUCAAAGUGAACCAGAUUGGCUCCGUGACCGAGUCCCUGCAGGCGUGCAAGUUGGCCCAGGCCAAUGGUUGGGGCGUCAUGGUGUCUCAUCGUUCUGGGGAGACUGAAGAUACCUUCAUCGCCGACCUGGUGGUGGGGCUAUGCACUGGGCAGAUCAAGACUGGUGCCCCUUGCCGAUCUGAGCGCUUGGCCAAGUACAACCAGCUCCUCAGAAUUGAAGAGGAGCUGGGCAGCAAGGCCAAGUUUGCUGGCAGGAACUUCAGAAACCCCCUGGCCAAGUAAGCGGUGGGCAGGCCAGCCCUUCAGUCGCCUGUUGGCUGGUUAGACUCCUCCCCUUGUGUCAGCUCGGGCAGCUCCAGGCCCCCCGACCAGCACUCGCAGGGGCCCCUGCUAGUUAGCUCCCCUCGCCCACCACGGUGGAGUUCGCACUGCUUCCUUAGAACUUCCGCAGCAGCCAGGCUCCCUGGAGCCCUCUUGGCAGCCCUAGCUUUGCAGUCAUGUAAUUGGCCCAAAUUGUUGUUUUUCUCGCCUCGCUUUCCACCAAGUGUCUGCAGCAGUAUGAACCUCCAGUGUCAUUUCCGGGGUGUGGCUCAGGCAAGAUCCCCAGUGGUUUUGUGCUCAAAAUAAAAGGCAUCAGUGAACCAUGAGAA